Molecule: messenger RNA, 1489 nt
Organism: Brassica rapa (field mustard)
Lineage: Eukaryota; Viridiplantae; Streptophyta; Magnoliopsida; Brassicales; Brassicaceae
Product: ethylene-responsive transcription factor RAP2-10
Biological process (GO): regulation of DNA-templated transcription
Molecular function (GO): DNA-binding transcription factor activity; DNA binding
Source: RefSeq, a predicted model, not a curated record
UUUAUGGAAGUUCUACUGUACUAUUUAAUUAUAAAUUGUAAAAUUCAAAAAAAUUAAUUAUAUUUAUUAAAAUCAUAUUGAUUGAAAGUUAUUAAAAAUAGUUAGCAACAAGAAUAUGCAUUGGUAGUCAAAAUUUUAUAUGUUUUCUAAUACAUCUGAUCGGAGAUAAUCUAACGUUAUGGAAAUUAAUUUUAUAGACAUCCAAUAAAAAGAGCCGACGAGCUCUAUUAAAAUAAGGUGCAUGAGCGUAUUAAUUUAACCCAAUUAUUUUAAUUCCGUCCAAACAAUAAAGACAAGAUAGUAUUAAAUACUAUUUUAUCUAUAUGUGUAUAUAUAUUGUCAGGGAAGAUGAGAUUGUUGUCUCUGUCUUAGAAAAUAUAUAGAGAAAACCGAAAAAAGAAAGGAAAAUAUAUAUGCGAAAGUUAUUAAGAGAUUAGUGUCGGUGAUGUUUUGAACUUCUCCUUUGCGGUUUCGUGUUCCUCCCUUCUCUUCUUGGCCCACGUGUUCGUCAUAUCUCCCUCCGCAUGUAAUCACUUCGCCGUCAAACUCACAUCUUCUUCUUCUUCUCAAGUCUUUAGAUCGGUGAAAACGUUGAUUCUUACGUGGCUUUUUGGAAUCUCCGGCGAAAACCCUUAUGGAGACAGCGAGGGAAGUGGCGGCGGCUGUACCUGCUUCGACGGUUGCGUCGGCGGCGGCGACGAGGAAGAGAGAGAAACAGUAUAAAGGGAUAAGGAUGAGGAAGUGGGGGAAGUGGGUGGCGGAGAUCAGAGAGCCUAAUAAACGGUCGAGGAUAUGGCUUGGCUCUUACUCUACUCCUGAGGCGGCGGCGAGAGCUUACGACACGGCGGUAUACUAUCUCCGGGGUCCUUCCGCUCGGCUUAACUUCCCGGAGCUUUUAGCCGGCGUUACGGUGGAGGGAGGAAACGGUGGUGGGGAUAUGUCGGCGGCUUAUAUAAGGAGAAAAGCGGCUGAGGUUGGAGCUCAGGUGGAUGCGUUAGAAGCGGCGGGAGGGAAUCGUCAUCACCAUCACCAUCAUCAUCAACAACAACGUGGAAGUCAUGAGUACGUGGAUGAUGAUCAUAGUCUUAAUCAUAGUGAUUAUCGUCUUAAUGAUGGUCACAACGAGUGUAGUAGUAAAGAAGAGUUUAAGAGGUGUAACGGGUCAUGGGAAGCCGUUGAUUUGAACAAACUACCCGACCCGGAAACUUCUGAUGACGAUUAAGGAUCUUUCUCCGACCCACCACGAAAAAAACGUUGUAGAAGCAAGGAAGGUUUAGAGAAUGUUUAUCUUUAUGAUGCGCCGGAGGUUGCUAACAUGCACCUCCACCCUGAGUUUGUGAUCACUAGUCCUAAGUGUAUUGAUAUAUUUUCCAUAAAUAGUUUUCAUUGAUAACUCUUUCUAAAACUUCAAUUAUCGUACUCAGAAUCAAAGUGUUGCAUGUUUGGGAUAUAUGAAACAAAUUAAACGAUCUUCUCGUUUUCUUUUUGC